Protopolystoma xenopodis is the source of this 321-nucleotide messenger RNA. Lineage: Eukaryota; Metazoa; Platyhelminthes; Monogenea; Polystomatidea; Polystomatidae. The record is from the annotation of a GenBank genome assembly.
AUGGGUAGAGGUUCGGAAAACACCCGGCGUGGUUCCGAUUCUAUCACCAGGCUAUUAACUGGUACUUAUACAUCUCCAAGUUGGCAUGACGAGAGCGCAGAAACGAACCAUUCCAGCCUCUGCAGCUUGGGUCCUCCGUGCCCCGUACGCCUUGGCGAUUCGAUUAUCGCCCACGCUAUUAUGUCGAAGUUUUUCUCCGUUUUUCUCGCAGACAGUAGAGAUUCACAAAGAUGUGGGUUCGCCAGCAUAGAUAUCUACUGUCGGCACUACCGGCUGGUGUUGGGAGGAUGGGGUUUGGAGCCAUCUGCUAGUCUGCCAUGA